Hemicordylus capensis (graceful crag lizard) is the source of this 978-nucleotide messenger RNA. RefSeq names its product protein phosphatase 1 regulatory subunit 3C-like. Gene Ontology annotation, molecular function: protein phosphatase 1 binding; glycogen binding. The record is from RefSeq and is a predicted model, not a curated record. Gene Ontology annotation, cellular component: protein phosphatase type 1 complex. The transcript has a single exon. NCBI's taxonomy places the organism in Eukaryota, Metazoa, Chordata, Lepidosauria, Squamata, Cordylidae. The coding region runs from base 1 to 978 and encodes 325 amino acids. Gene Ontology annotation, biological process: regulation of glycogen biosynthetic process.
AUGGGAGUUGUAGUCAAGAACAUCGGGGACUCCCUUUCACAGGGAACGUUGCUCCUCCUAACCCCAUCUUCUGCUUUCAGCCUUUUCCAGGUGUUCAGCACCCGGGCCGUCGUGCCCCGUGCCACCCCGGGAGACCUGGCGGUGAGGUUGUGCCUGAGCCACUCGCCUCCCAUCCGCAAGCUGCUGGACUCCUACGAGGAGCUGCGUGAAGGCCUGGGCCACCAGCCCUUGCGCUCGUGCCUCAAUCACAAGCCCUACUUCGGCCCGGAGAGGCCAGACAGCUCCAAAGGGUGCCGCGGCAAGAAGAAGAAGGUGGUCUUUGCGGACAUGAAGGGCUUCUCACUAACAGCGGUCCGGAUCUUCUCAAAGAUCGAGGAGGACCUCUGCGACCUCCACCAGGCGCUCUCUAACCUGACCGGCUUCCGGAACAAGCUGAGAGGCUCCUCUUCCGAGGCGAGAAAAUACGUCCUGGGCUUCCCCCAGCCUUCUGCUGACUACUUAGCUUUCCGCCACCAUCUGCACAGUCACUUUGUGGCUUUAGAGAACUGCCUGAUCCAGGAGAAGUCCCUCUCGGGGACCGUCAAGGUGAGAAACGUCGGUUACGAGAAGAAAGUGUACGUCCGCAUCACCUUUGACUCCUGGAGAAGCUUCCGGGAUGUCGGUUGCCACUAUAUGCACAGCACGUACGGCUACACCGACACAGAUGUCUUCUCCUUCGACGUGGUCCUCCCCAAAGCGCCAGCUCCUUGCGGGGCCAUUGAGUUCUGCAUCUCGUUUCACUGUGGCCAGAAAGUGUACUGGGACAACAACCACGGGAAGAACUAUCCGAUACGCCAGUUGGUGGCUCCUGGCGCACUCUCCCGGCUCGCAAAGAGCACCGUGAGGGCUGGAGAACCCCUGGGCAGCUCCCGAGCAGCAGCCCUGGUCCUCUCUCGCUUGCAGACCUGGCGGCGUUCAGACAGCCGAGCGUACUGGUAG